This is a messenger RNA of Chenopodium quinoa (quinoa), 1821 nucleotides long. RefSeq names its product dof zinc finger protein DOF5.6-like. The coding region runs from base 70 to 1191 and encodes 373 amino acids. The transcript is spliced from 2 exons. The record is from RefSeq and is a predicted model, not a curated record. Lineage: Eukaryota; Viridiplantae; Streptophyta; Magnoliopsida; Caryophyllales; Amaranthaceae. Gene Ontology annotation, biological process: regulation of DNA-templated transcription. Gene Ontology annotation, molecular function: DNA binding; DNA-binding transcription factor activity.
UUUUAUAAUUUGGUUAAUUUCAAAAUUUGAGAAUUUAAUUUAUAUUAUCUUUAUACUUAUUAUUAUUUGAUGAUGGCGCAUUCUUCUUUGCAAGUUUGCAUGGAUUCAUCUGACUGGCUUCAGGGCACAAUGUCGGAGGAAAUAUCAACAGGGCUAGACUCAUCCUCCUCGCCAUCAGGAGGAACAACAACAACAGAGUGUAUGCUAGCAGCAGCAUGCUCGUCGAGGGCGGGAGCGCCAUUAAUGGAGAGAAGGCUUAGGCCACCACAUGACCAACACUUGAAAUGCCCAAGGUGUGACUCAACUCACACCAAAUUUUGCUACUAUAACAACUACAGCCUAUCACAGCCUAGGUACUUCUGCAAGACAUGUAGGAGGUAUUGGACUAAGGGAGGAACCCUAAGGAACAUCCCUGUUGGAGGUGGUUGUAGAAAGAACAACAAGAAAUCGAGCUCGAAAAAAUCAAACAAUGACAACCAAAACCAACCCUUGAAUGUCCAUCUUCAUCAUGGUGGUGGUAACUCCAUCCUUGGACCAAACUCGAGCCCUAACAACCCUAUUGACCUCCACCUCUCAUUCCCUCAUGAGGUGCAAUUCCCACCUCACCUUGCUAACCUCAUCGGCGCGCAAAUGAGCCUCGCCGGUGGGGGUGGUUUCAUGGAGGGUGGUGGUCUAAUGAGGCCAAUAGACUUCAUGGAAAGCAAGUAUGAGGGUUUAGUAGGAGGAGGUAAUAAUAGAGGGCAUGAUUUUAUGGGGGGCAAUUCUAAUACUAAUGAACAAUUUGGUCUAAUGGGUGGAUUUGGAGGGUAUAAUGGUAAUAAUACUACUACUUCUUUUGGUGGUAUUUAUUCUUCUAAUUCAUCACCUUUUGGAGUGUCUAAUACUAAUGAUAUGCAAAGUUCAGGAAUUAGUUUCAUGGAUCAAAGAUUGUUGCUCCCAUUUGAUGGGAACAAUAGUGAUCAUCAUCAUCAUCAUCAUCAAAGUGGGGUAGAUGUUAAGCCUAACCCUAAGCUUUUGUCCCUUGAUUGGCAAGACCAAGGUUGUGCUACUACUACUACAACUUCUGACCAUAAUGGUGCCAAGGACUCAUCUUUUGGGUACAACAUGAAUAGUAAUGGUGCUAGUCUUGGCUCGUGGACCGGCUUGAUGGGUGGUGGUUUUCAAUCUCCUACCACCAAUUCACUAGUCUAGCUACACCAAGGGAUGGAGCUUGCAUCCGAUAGGGCGCUCAUGAUGAGUAUCUUAGUAAUACGUCGUACUUAACUUUUACAUAUACUCGAUCUCUAAUAUCGUUAUAGCUAUUACUUAUGAUGACCUGUCUUUUUUAAAAAAACAAAUCAUGACGGACUCUACUUUGAUGUAUGUUGAGAUUAUUGUGAUCAUAAUUUGUCCCUGAAACGCUUUAUAGCGUAAAUUAGGUAUUUUUUACUUCUUUUAAAUAUAGUAUUGAUUAACUGUCGUACCCAAUCCGGUAACAAUGUAAACUCGAGUUUUUUCAAGAGCAAGGUUAAUGAAAUGCAUGUAAUAUAGACGUGGCCUGGGUCAUGGAUGUACUCCAAUUUGAAUAGCAAGAAAAUGUCAUGAUAAUGUGAAUGAGACUUAUGGGAGUUCAUUAAGUCAAAAAGGGAGUACACUAUAAUAGCAUGCCUUAGCUAGAGUAGUAUAAUUAGUCCAUGUAAUUUGCUUUUAUUCAAUUUUGUUGUCUACCUUAGAUUGGUUGGAUCCGAAGACAAACUUAGGUUGUUGGGAUUUGUUUGCCACACGAGGGCAUAUCAUAUAUACAUAUUACGUAUGUGAAAUAUAUAUAAUAUAUAGUGCUUA